UUCUCAAAUCCGUAGUAGGAGAAAUCGAAGGUUUCAUAGUUGGUGGUGAUUAUGUAGAUUCUAUAAAGGAAUACCCUCAUGUUGCUUCUCUGGCGAUAGAACAGUCUACUAAAUCGGGUGAUGAUUAUAUUUUAUGUGGGGCAUCUAUAUUGAACCAAGUGAUUUUAAUAACUGCAGCGCAUUGCAUGGACGACUCUAAGGAAAUAAUAGCGUCUGUGGGAAGUGUAAUAGUUGAGCAAGGAGACCCGUAUCUAGUCGAAAAGUAUAAGCAGCACGACAAAUGGCUUCACCCCAGUUACGACAUAGCUUUAUGUAAACUGAAGAAGGCACUCACUUUUGGGAAGGCGGUGAAACGGGUCCUUCUGAUGAGGACUCCACCGAAGGCGCAAACAGCUGUCUUGACUGGUUGGGGCGCUUAUGAAGAAGUUGACUACUUAGAAUCAGUCCAGCUAAAACAUGCAAAACAGAGACUAUGGCCUAAUAAGAAGUGCAAACAACUCGUCGAAAUGGCACCCAACGGAACGAUUUGUGGGGGUAAACCUAAUGCUACAAGGAAUUUUGCUUCCAGAGGCGACUCAGGGAGCGGUCUCCUCAUCAACAACAAAGUGCUCAUUGGUAUAGUAUCGUUCAAAAACAAGAAGUUCUCUCGCAGCAUCGUCGUCUAUACGGAUACCUCAUACUACUACGAUUGGAUCGUGCGCGAAUCAAAACUGUUAGUAUGCUGUAAAAGGUGUAAUACUAAAAAAAAUACUACUAAGAAGAAUGGAUAGUCAACUUGUGAUUAUUAUUAAAUUAUAUUAAGUAUCAAA
Leguminivora glycinivorella is the source of this 809-nucleotide messenger RNA. Its product is annotated as trypsin eta-like. The coding region runs from base 186 to 770 and encodes 194 amino acids. The record is from RefSeq and is a predicted model, not a curated record. Gene Ontology annotation, biological process: proteolysis. NCBI's taxonomy places the organism in Eukaryota, Metazoa, Arthropoda, Insecta, Lepidoptera, Tortricidae. The transcript has 4 exons. Gene Ontology annotation, molecular function: serine-type endopeptidase activity.